UCUCUCUUUCUCCCCUCCCUAAAAUUUCCCAAGGCUGCAGCAAGGCGGUCUCUCACUUUCACUCUCUAUAAAUAAAUAUCUUCUUCUUCCUUCCUUCCUUCAGUCUCUCUCUCCCUGAGAAAUCGAGCGACUCUAACACCUGUUAUUGAUUCCGCAGAUUGUUCUUUUCUUUUUCCCUUCCGUAAUUUUUUUUCCCGUCAGGAUCUUGUUCUGUAUUUGUGGAGUCAGAGAAGAAGAUGAGCUCUCAAGUCAGGCGAGACAGGCGUCAUCCUCAGAACUCUCAGCAAACUUGGGUUCCUAGAGGUGCUUCUACCUCCCUUGGGGUUGUCAAUGAGCCUUCUCAUCCUCCUGUUAAUACAGCCGGAGUUUCAGAGAGUCUUGCCACUGGUGCUGCUGCAUCACGUCCUGUUUAUCCACAAAGGCAGCAUAACCCUCGUCCUCCUCAUAAUCAGCACCAGAGGAGUAAUUUCACUGGUCCACCUCCACCUAAUCGACAGAGAAGAAAUAAUAAUAAUGCUCCGGGAACAGCUCUGCCGGUGGAUAAUCGUCAACGAGUCGGGUCUAGGACCAGGCCUGUGUAUCAGGGGAAAAGGGUAGCUAAGGAGGAGAACAGUGGAUUGACGGAUCCGAAUUUGCCUCAGCUUGUUCAGGAGUUACAAGAGAAGCUGGUGAAGAGUUCUAUUGAGUGUAUGAUUUGUUACGACAAGGUUGGGCGGUCUGCUAAUAUAUGGUCUUGCUCCAGCUGUUACUCCAUCUUCCAUAUGCAUUGUAUCAAGAAGUGGGCUCCACCUACUUCCAUUGAUUUGUUGGCUGAGAAGAAUCAAGGUGAUAAUUGGAGGUGUCCUGGUUGCCAAUCUGUGCAGUUGACAUCGUCAAGAGAGAUAUGCUAUCGUUGCUUUUGUGGAAAAAGGAAAGAUCCACCCUCUGAUCCGUACCUGACUCCACAUUCAUGCGGGGAGCCGUGUGGGAAGCCGCUGGAGAGAGACUUCGCUGCGGCAGCUGAGACGGCCAAAGAGGAUCUUUGUCCUCAUAUCUGUGUGUUGCAGUGUCACCCUGGUCCUUGUCCUCCUUGUAAGGCGUUUGCUCCACCUCGUAGUUGUCCUUGUGGUAAAAAGACGGUUCAUACUAGAUGCUCUGAGCGGAGAUCUCUUCUUGUUUGUGGGCAGCGUUGCGAGAAGCUUCUCAACUGUGGACGUCAUCAGUGUGAGAAGACGUGUCAUGUUGGUCCUUGUGAUCCUUGUCAGGUACUAGUAAAUGCCACAUGUUUCUGCAAGAAAAAAGCGGAGACUGUCAUUUGCGGAGAUAUGAAUGUGAAGGGAGAGUUGAAAGCUGAAGAUGGUGUGUAUUCGUGCAAUUUGAACUGUAGGAAGCCGCUUGGAUGUGGUAAUCAUUUCUGUUCCGAGGUUUGCCACCCUGGACCUUGCGGCGACUGUGACUUACUGCCCAGUAGAGUUAAGACGUGCUAUUGUGGGAAAACGCGUCUUGAAGAACAGACCAGGCGGAGUUGCUUGGACCCAAUUCCUUCUUGUUCAAACAUAUGAGAACUUCUUCCUUGUGGGUUACAUACUUGCAAAGAGGUGUGCCAUUCAGGUGAUUGCCCUCCUUGUUUGGUACAAGUCAACCAGAAAUGCCGGUGUGGGUCGACAUCCAGGACUGUGGAGUGCUACAUAACAACUUCAGAGAGGGAGAAGUUUGUGUGUUCUAAACCAUGUGGGCGUAAGAAGAACUGUGGGAGACAUAGAUGUAGUGAGCGUUGCUGCCCUCACUUGAACACGAAGAAGAAUGAUCUAUCCGGCGAUUGGGACCCACACGUAUGUCAAUUACCUUGUGGAAAGAAUCUAAGGUGUGGGCAACAUUCCUGUGAAUCUUUGUGCCAUAGUGGCCAUUGCCCUCCUUGCCUCGAGAUGAUAUUCACAGAUCUAACAUGUGCGUGUGGAAAUACUUCGAUUCCUCCACCACUACCAUGUGGGACGCCUGUUCCUAGCUGCCAGCUUCCAUGCUCCAUUCCUCAGCCUUGUGGCCAUUCUGCUACGCAUGGAUGCCAUUUUGGAGAUUGCCCUCCUUGUUCUGCCCCCGUGGAAAAGAAAUGCGUUGGUGGUCACGUGGUUCUGAGAAACAUACCUUGUGGGCUGAAAGACAUCAGAUGUAACAAGAUUUGUGGAAAGACGAGGCGCUGUGGCAUGCAUGCUUGUGCCAGAACUUGUCACCCGGAGGCGUGUGACACUUACAAUGAAUCUGAAACAGGUGUUCGUGUUACAUGUGGACAGACUUGUAGUGCUCCUAGAAGAGACUGCAGGCACACUUGUGCAGCUCUCUGCCAUCCUUCGCAGCCGUGCCCUGACUCGAGAUGUGAAUUUCCAGUCACAAUAACAUGUUCCUGUGGUCGCAUAACCGCUGCUGUCCCUUGCGGUGCGGGAGGAGGAAGUACUAGCAAUCUUAGUGUUGAUUCUGUCUAUGAAGCCUCUGUUUUGCAGAAGCUUCCAACCACGCUUCAGCCUGUCGAGUCGAAUGGAAACCGAAUCCCUCUCGGGCAGCGAAAGCUUUCGUGUGAUGAUGAGUGUGCUAAGCUCGAGCGUAAGCGUCUUCUUCAGGAUGCGUUUGAUAUCACUCCCCCUAAUCUGGACUCUUUACAUUUCAGCGAAAAUUCUGCAAUGACAGAGAUUAUCUCGGACAUCUAUCGGCGUGAUCCGAAGUGGGUACUGGCUGUUGAAGAGCGCUUCAAGUACCUGGUACUUGGGAAGGCUAGAGGAAGCACAAGCACCCUUAAGGUCCAUGUCUUCUGUCCGAUGCAAAAGGAUAAACGAGAUACAGUUCGGCUUCUAGCUGAGAGAUGGAAACUUGCGGUUAGCAAUGCAGGGUGGGAGCCAAAACGGUUCACAGUGGUCCACGUAACACAAAAGUCAAAGCCGCCAACACGAAUUAUUGGACCUAGAGGUGGCGCUGUCUCGCUAGGCGGGCCUCACGCACCGUCCUUCGAUCCGUUAGUGGAUAUGGAUCCAAGGCUUGUGGUUUCUUUAUUGGAUCUCCCGAGGGAGGCAAAUAUCAGCGCUUUGGUGCUGAGAUUUGGUGGUGAAUGUGAGCUUGUUUGGCUGAAUGACAAAAACGCUUUGGCCGUGUUCCACGACCAUGCCCGAGCCGCCACUGCCAUGAGGAGGCUGGACCACGGAUCUGUAUACCAAGGAGCCGUGGUCGUCCAGAACAGUGCGCAAUCUCCAUCACUCGGUAAUGCAUGGGGAAAACUACCUAGCAGCUCAUCCUGGGAGGCACAGAAAGCAAAUCCAUGGAAGAAGGCAGUGAUUCAGGAGAGUGAUGAGAAUUGGGGAGCUGAAGAUUCCCCCAUUGGAGGAUCAUCAACCGAUAUUCAAGCAUCCGCGUGGAGAUCAGCAACUAGCAACACUCCAGUGGUUACAUCGGUUAACCGUUGGAGUGUACUGGAGCCAGAGAAGCCGAACACGUCGUCUUUGCAGCCAUUGGUUCAGACAGAAGGGAGCAGCAGUUCAAAAGCUGCAGGUAAACAACCGGAGGAAGGCUCAAGCGAAGAUGUGGUGGAUGAUUGGGAGAAGGUCUGUGAGUGAGAAUAUGAUGCGACUCUGAUAUUUUUCUACUUAUUUUUGCUUAGUAUAAAAAAACGGCAGGUUGCUCAGUCUUAUAUUGAUUUAGACUGUAUAGCUUGCGUCAACGAGGUGCCCGUUUUGUCUUGGCAUCUGAAUGUUCAGCGACAGUAUUGUGAAAUGGCAUGUUCUUUGUUUAUUGAAAUCAAAACUUUUUCUAGACAA
Raphanus sativus (radish) is the source of this 3776-nucleotide messenger RNA. RefSeq names its product NF-X1-type zinc finger protein NFXL1. The record is from RefSeq and is a predicted model, not a curated record. Gene Ontology annotation, cellular component: nucleus. Gene Ontology annotation, molecular function: DNA-binding transcription factor activity, RNA polymerase II-specific; zinc ion binding; RNA polymerase II transcription regulatory region sequence-specific DNA binding. Gene Ontology annotation, biological process: regulation of DNA-templated transcription. Lineage: Eukaryota; Viridiplantae; Streptophyta; Magnoliopsida; Brassicales; Brassicaceae.